CUUUAUAUGGAUGCCAGUCAUAUGAGGUUAGGAACCCACCCUACUCCAGUAUGAAGUCAUCCUCACGAAUUAUAUCUGCAGGGACUCUACUUGCAAAGAAGGUUACAUUCUGAGGAAUCCGGGCUUAAGACCUCAACAUAUAAAACUCUGAGGGAUGCAAUUCAACCUAUAACACAGAGUGAUGGAAGCUACAGCAGCAGAUGAGCACAUGAACAGAUGGGGAGUGAGGAAACAGCCCAGAGGAAUUCUGAAGCAUGAAGAAAACGAAGAAGAGAUGACUACAGAGAGAGAAACGGUGUUGCUGAAACACAGUGACCGUGAUCCAAGGCGGCAGAGUCCAGUCCACCAGGACAGAGGGGGGGGCCUGAUGAGAGCGGGUGUGUUGUGGUGGGAGCUGGUGGGAAGCAGCUGACGGAGAAGGAGAAGAUGAAGACUGCAGCGAGGCAGGUGUUACCUGUUCCAGCUCCAGGAGAGAUGUCACCUUUGACGAUGAGGAUGUUAGUGCUGCUGCUGCUGCCCCUGAGCCAGGCUGCCCCCAAGGAUGGAACCACCAGGCUGGUCCCUGAAGUGCAGAAGCAGCCCCUCCCCAACCCCUUCCAGCCAGGCCAGGAGCAGCUGCGACUUCUGCAGAGCUACCUAAAGGGACUAGAGAGGAUGGAAGAGGAGCCGGAGCACAUGAGCCGGGAGCAGGUCCUGCUCUACCUCUUUGCCCUCCACGACUAUGACCAGAGUGGACAGCUGGACGGUCUGGAGCUGAUGUCCAUGUUGACAGCAGCUCUGGCCCCCGGAGCCGCUGACUCUCCCACCACCAACCCAGUGGUCCUGCUGGUGGACGAGGUGCUGGAGACCCAGGACCUGAACGGGGAUGGGCUCAUGACCCCGGCAGAGCUCAUCAACUUCCCGGGAGAGGCCCCCAGGCCCCCGGAGCGCCACGGGCCCCCGGAGCCACGGGACCCGGGGAGGCAGCCCCCGCUGGCGAAGAGCCCGUCACGACCAGAGGCACAGGAAGCCACGGGGCCCGGGGAGGGUGAGGGGCAGGUGGAGGCCGGGAAGGCGUCCUUGGAGACUGGACAGGAGGCCGGAGGAGAGGCCCCCGGCCCCGGAGGGGAGGCUAGGGCCCAGGCUGAGGCCAGGGACGCUGGGAGGAAAGCGGAGGAGCUCCCAGGGGAGACGCUGGAGUAUAAGGCCCCCGCAAGUGAGUUUGAGGUCCACGCUAUUCAGCUGGAGAACAGCGAGAUGUAGACCUCGAGGGUACAGGGGAGCGCCCCGGAUGUCUCAGAGCCGGACGUGAGCUUGGAAGGGUGGAACGAGGACCCCCUCUGGCCCCUUUCCGGUCCCAGGAGGUGCAGCCCUUUCUGGGUGGCUCAGGGAGACCCUGUGUCGAGGGGCAGCUUUAGGGACCGGACCAUCAAUAAAGAACUGACCAAAUUUGUCCCCAGCGUUAGGGACCGGACCAUCAAUAAAGAACUGACCAAAUUCGUCCCCCUGGGCCAUCUGUCCCCUGGGCCAGCCGGGCCAGGCCGCAGCGAGGGGGUGGGGGCAGGAGGACAGGCCUCUUGGAGGGGGAGGAUUCAGCUUUCCCAGUGUUCCCAGCAGCUGCGAGCGCUUGGCCUCUCCCUGUCCCCCUGGGGCCCAAACACUCCCGAGCCCCUCUCACCUGGUGUUCAGACACCCAGCUCCCUCCCGCAGCUCAGGGCAGACCUGCCCAUCACCCUGUAUCUGCCCCCCCUCCCCCAUAAUAUUGACAAUAACUACUGUUUAUCAAGAGCCUGGCACACACCCGCAUUAUCCUGGGCGUUUCACAUUGUGAUUUUUAUCCUCACAGUAAUUCUGUGGCCACACAGAAUAAGCUCCACUUGACAGAUAGGGAACUGGAGGAAGACGGAGUUCAGUGAUGGACCCAAGGUGACCCAGCCACCCAGGCCAGCCUGUGGCCUCACACACCCUGCCCCACCCCCCCCUGUGCCCUCAGCCCUGGUCUCCCCCGGGCACGGCGACACCCGCACCCAGGCCCCCUUUGUGGCCGAGGCACCGCCCUAACUGCAGGGUGGCUCCCUGGGCGGGGCUCUGGGGCUGCAGGGCGGUCACCGAGGAGCUAUUCCUGGAGGCAAAGUCCCCACCAAACCGCACAGCAAUGGGCUCCGAGGAGCCACUCCCGGCCACGGAGCCCGGAGGAGCUUCUCCAGUGGUUUGUGGCUGUUUGGGGGAGUUUCCCCCGCAGCCAGGAAGGCUCCCUGUGACUACCAUCCCGGAACCCGGGCACCGCUGGCAGCAAGCCUGGAAACUUCUGCUGCCUGGCCUAGCAGCCCCUCCUUCGGGCGUGGGUGGGGAGGUGGGUGGGGAGGUGGGUGGGGAGAAUGGGGGAAGCCUCAGCCAGAGCAGCUUAGACGGCAAGGACAGACAGGCGGCCAGACGGACGGACGGACGCGGGCGCUGGGAAGCAGGUUUAUUUGCUCCGUGGCUCUGCGGUGUGAGAUGCAGGACCCGGUGCAGGCAGAGCCCUCCCACGGCCAGCAUCUGCCCAGGAGCGGGGCAGCCCCGAGGCCGGGCUGGACAGAGGGGAGGGGCAGCAGCCGGUGAUACUGGCCCCCACGGGGGCGUGAGCGGACGCCUGCUGCCCCCGGGCCUCACACGAUGCCAUCGAAGC
Messenger RNA from Pipistrellus kuhlii (Kuhl's pipistrelle), 2647 nucleotides. It is a transcript of the gene CGREF1, whose product is annotated as cell growth regulator with EF-hand domain 1. The transcript is spliced from 6 exons. The record is from RefSeq and is a predicted model, not a curated record. Bases 427 to 1242 code for a protein of 271 amino acids. NCBI's taxonomy places the organism in Eukaryota, Metazoa, Chordata, Mammalia, Chiroptera, Vespertilionidae. Gene Ontology annotation, molecular function: calcium ion binding.